UCAAAGCGGAUGGGUGGUUAUCAUGUGUGCAGACGGUCAGCUGACAGGUCCGGCUUGCUCCUGAUGUUUGCUGGGUUUAUUUGUCGCAGCUCGCUAUCGUUUAAUGAAUGCGGCGCUAUGCUUGGCCAAGGAGAGCCAUGGUAGUCGUCAACUCGGUGCUCAAGCUGCUUCAGAGACAGACGUACACCUGUCUGUCCCACCGAUAUGGACUCUACCUCUGCUUCGGAGGCAUCGUCCUCAUGAUUGUGUCUGCUUUCCAGUUUGGAGAGGUUGUUGUAGAGUGGAGCCGAGACCAGUAUCAUGUGCUCUUUGACUCUUACCGGGACAACUUGGGUGGUAAAUCAUUUCAAAGCAGGCUCUGUCUGCCCAUGCCCAUUGAUGUGGUCUACACGUGGGUGAAUGGCACCGACACGGCUCUGCUGAGGGAACUGAAGGCCGUGAGAGAGCAACUGGUGGAGGAACAACAAGCCCUGAGGGAGCGUCUGGGGAAAAAUGCAAGCGAGACGACAGAAGAGCCAAAAGACAGGAUGAAGCUGGAAUGCUUGCUGUCCCACUGCAUCGUGGCACCCAUGCUGGCCCUGGAUCCCGCCCUGCCAGCCAACGUCACUGUCAAGGAGCUGCCGUCGCUGUCGCCCUCGCUCUCUGCCGUCAAUGAGCUGCUGCAGCUCAACAAGCCCGUCCACCCGUCCACCGCCGCCUCCGUGCUCAUCUUCCACUCUCAGGCUGAGGCUGAAAAAGCCUACAGUGAUGUGUUCAAGGAAGACAAGAAAUUCUCAGUGUCCAGGUGUUACCUGACGACAGACAAAGAGGCCCCGGGUCUGAUCCACAUGCAGACCCUGGCCUACCUCAGUGGCUUCCCAGGGUCCUUCAAGGAGACGGAGCAGUUGCGAGCCAAACUGCCCUCCUUUGUCACCGACAAGCUCAAGCAGUUUGAGUUGUACUCGGAGGCCAGCAUCGCUCUGCUCCACCUCAAAAGCCCGCAGGACUUCACCGAUCUCAUGCAAAAGGCCAAGAAGAACCUGACACUGGACGGCAAGGAGCUGACCAUUAGCCCCGCCUACCUCUUCUGGGACCUGACCGCCAUCUCGCAGUCCAAGCAGGAUGAAGACGUCUCAGCCAGCCGCUUCGAGGACAACGAGGAGCUGCGCUACUCUCUGCGCUCGGUGGAGAGACACGCCCCCUGGGUGCGACACGUUUUCAUCGUCACAAACGGGCAGAUCCCCUCUUGGCUCAACCUGGAUAACCCUCGCGUUUCAGUUGUCACACAUCAGGAGAUCUUCUUGAACCAUAGCCACCUCCCCACCUUCAGCUCCCCCGCUAUUGAGAGCCACAUCCACCGCAUCCCGGGGCUUUCGCAGAAGUUCAUUUACCUCAACGACGACGUUAUGUUUGGCAAAGACGUCUGGCCCGAUGACUUCUACAGCCAUUCCAAAGGACAGAAGGUGUAUCUCACCUGGCCCGUUCCCAACUGUGCCGAGGGCUGCCCGGGAUCAUGGAUCAAGGAUGGCUACUGUGACAAGGCAUGCAACAACUCUGCAUGUGACUGGGAUGGAGGAGACUGCACAGGGGCUUCAGGGAGCAGCAGGUUCCCGGGUGGGAUCGGAGGCGGGGGUCCCGGUGGAGCUGGUGGGCCGGUGUGGCAGUUUGCCGGCGGCCUUGGUGGAGCCUCGUACUGCAAUCAAGGCUGCGCCACCUCCUGGCUGGCGGACAAGUUCUGUGACCAAGCCUGCAAUGUUCUCUCCUGUGGCUUUGAUGUGGGCGACUGCGGCACAGACCACUUUGGAGAGCUGCACCGUGUCACCCUGCUGAGCAGCCAGAGUGUCUACACCCUCCCAGUCGGAGAGGUCAGACCUUAUUUCAGCUUUGAGAGACUGGCUCACAGGGUCUCUGAGGCGCAUGUCAGUGACAACGCGGUGGUGCGGCACACCUCCGUGGCCAACAAGUGGAAGACCAUUCACCUGCUGCUCCAUGGCAACUACAACGCCACCCUGGUCCAGUACAACCUCACCUUCCAAAGGGAGGACAACACGGCGUUUACCAUGAGCUUUAGCGUGGUUGUUGACACUCGUCAGCUACCUCAAGUUAAUAGGUCCCAGACCAGCAAGGAAAGCUUUAGCCAGAAGCCCACCACGACCACGGAACCACUGUUCUUGUUCCCAGACGUACCCGAGGACAAGCGGGGUCCUCGCAUCCAAAGGAGGCAACCUGACGAACUUGAGUCUGUCAUAGAAGUCCCUGCGCUCGAUGAGUCGCUCUUGCCUGCUGUUGUGCGCAGCGAGCUUGAGAAGCUGGGUGAGAAACUUCUCAGGGGAGACAUUACCUUGAAAGGGUACAACCUCACCAAGGCUCAGCUGCUGAGAUCCCAGCAGGCGACGACCCAGAAGGAUCUUGAGGUGAUCAGGGCCGGUCGAGACGAACGUGACACUCCUUUCAGUCUACUUCCUGUGGAGGAUGUGCGCCACAAUGGCUUUGACGCUCCUCACAUGGUGGAGAGGCCCAAAACCUCCAAGCUGCUGAGCCGCAUCACCAAAGUCAAGAGUGCUGAGGGUCAAGUCGAGACCUCUGAAGCUGCUCCAGUGGGUCGGCGGCUCCAGCAUUUUGUCCCUGCUGACAGAGGCUUCCUGCCCUGGGAGAAGAGGAAGUACUUCCAAGACCUGCUGGAGGAAGAAGCGCGUCUGCAGAGGACUCUAGCGUAUGACGCCAAGAGCAACGCCGCCGGCCGGAAGCUGCAAGACACGUUUGCCGACUCGCUGCGCCACGUCAACAAGCUGCUCAACCGCCAGUUUGGCUUUGCGUCCCGCAAGGUCCCGGCACACAUGCCCCAUAUGAUUGACAGGCUGGUCAUGCAAGAGCUGCAGGACACAUUCCCAGACGAGUUUGACAAGACGUCCGGCCACCGCGUGCGCCACCCGGAGGACAUGCAGUUUGCCUUUUCCUACUUUUACUUCCUGAUGAGCACGCAGCAGCAGCUCAACGUCUCGGAGGUGUUUGACGACAUCGACACCGACCACUCUGGCAUUCUGUCGGACCGCGAAAUUCGGACUCUGGCCACAAGGAUCCAUGAGCUUCCCCUUAGCCUCCAGGACCUGACAGGUUUGGAGCAGAUGUUGAUCAACUGCUCAAAGACACUCCCGAGGAACCUGACCCAGCUCCACCUGGUCAACCCCACACAGGAAGCCUACUAUGACCACAGCAUGCCUCCGGUCACUAAAGGCCUCAUCCUGUACUGCAAGUCCGUCACGGAUCGCAUUCACAAAGCGUUCGUGGACCAGAACAAGUACAAGUUUGAGAUCAAGGGCGAGGAGGACAUUGCGUUCAAGAUGGUCCGGACCAAUGUGUCGCAUGUGGUUGGCCAGUUAGACGACAUCCGGAAGAAUCCCAGGAAGUUUGUCUGUCUCAAUGACAACAUUGACCACGCCCACAAGGAUGCCGCCACGGUGAAGGCCGUGCUGAGGGACUUCUACGACUCUGUGUUCCCGCUGCCGUCCCAGUUUGAGCUGCCCAAGGAGUACCGCAACCGUUUUCUGCACAUGGAUGAGCUCCAGGAAUGGCGGGUUUACCGGGACAAGCUGAAGUUCUGGACCCACUGUGUCCUCGUGACGCUGGUGGCUUUCACUGUCAUGUCCUUCUUUGCCGAGCAGCUCAUCCACCUAAAGCGCAAGCUGUUCCCCCGACGCAAAGUGACCACAGAGGAGAACCCCGAGAGAGUUUAAACCAGGAAGUCCUCGUCAUCUUUACCUGCGUCCCCCGUCCUGCUCCAUGGAGAAGACCCACGAGGACGCAGCCUUGUUAGGAACACAAAGGUCCUCAAUGUUUACGGCGGUGAUGGUUCCGCCACAGGGGCAUCAGAGACCCAAAACACUCCAAACGUGACCUGCGCAGAGUUUGAGGUUCAUCAAUUUCUGCUCAUUUAUCUUGCGUGUCGGCAUUGGAUGAGGAAGAAUCGCCCAUUCGCUCAGACUUGAUUUUAAAGGAGUUAUUUAAUUGAAAGAAUUGUUGGUUGUGUCCUUAACGUGGGGUCUUGAAGUGCCUUCUAUGUUCAUUCCACCUUGGACUCCUCUUUUAUAAGAUAAAUGUUAUUUGGGGGGGCAAAAAAACGCCCUUUCUUUUAAAAUGGGUACAAAUGGGUUUGAUGGAUGCGGUGGCUUUCUUCCUGCUUCAUCACGCUGCAGCGUCACGGCGCCGGCUCGCUCCUCCCCCUCCGAAGCCUGCGGCAGAGCGUGACGCGCACUUGCAAAACAAGAGCUGUGAUUGGUCGUCUUUUUUUUUUUUUUUUUUUUUUUUUUAGUACAGCGGAACCUUGGUUAGCGUCAUAAAUUUGUGACACUGCAAUACCAACAGGGACCCCACCUUCCAGUUUUGCCAUGACUUGUUUUUGGAAUUCAGUAGUCUUUCUAACCUCAAGUCUCUGCUUUUCUUUUGGUCACGGCUGCAAAAUAACCCUAAAUGGAGCCAAAGAAAGUUGCAAGUGGCAGCAUUGGAGGAGCAUAGAAAAUGGUGGAUGGUGCUGCAAUGCUGCCUCUGUCCAGUAGAGGGAGCCAGAGCACCCUGAGUCCGAAGCCCAGAGGGAGGCUAAUGUCAUUGCAGCGCUCUAACGAAUGCGUUGCUCAGACACAAUGCCUGAUGGGAACACUUUGAAAUUUUGUUGUUUUUUAUUUUUUAAACUUUAUUCACAAUUCACACAUGGCUCUGUUUACGAUCGGCCAACGUUUGAACAGAUAAACAUUUCAGACAAACAUUACCGCAAAUGAAUGAAGUAUUGAAAGUAUCUUGAUUGGAGAAUCGAUUUCAGUGCACGAAGAGCUCGUGUCAGAAGUAUCGAUAUUUCAGUAUGGAUCCGCACAUCACUACUUAACGGGGUCGUAUGCUAACCAAGGUUCCACUGUACAUCGUUUCCCUCCAGAGAAUGUAGCAAAUUGCUAAGCGUGUGAUUAGUUCCAGCUCCAACAACCAUGUGGAUGUCUCUUCAGUCGCCAUUGUUCACUACCACUACAACCCAGGAAGCUAAACAGCUAGUCAAAGCGAGUUGAGGCAAACGCUGCCCCCCCUCGACCUUUUCAGCAGUAGUGCUAUACAGUCGUCCCUCGCUAUAUCGCCUUCUUUCAGAAAUGAAUAAAUGAUGGCUGUUUGUGACACUGCAUGAAGUCAGCCAUGGCAUAUCCCACAAGUUCUUCUCCCAUUCCGUGUGGAAGUGAUAAGUUUUUGUCUUUUUAAGUUUACAAGAAAUAAAUUUGGGGCUAACUGGUUAGCUAGCUGGUGGCCGUCUCUUCUCCCUGAAGCAUAAAAGUUGCGCAAUGUGCUGUAAACAAUGAAUAAUAGGAGCGUGAAGGUGACUAUAAGGGUGUUACUUCAUGUCUGCAGGGCUCUAAUCAUGUUAAAAGAACGGAUUUAGAAAGUCACAAACAGGUUUUCUAUGCUCUAACUAUGAAAAUAUUAAAUAUAUUAACACUGAGUACUUGGUCGGGUCUGGAACCAUUUGGCCGUGAUAAACGAGGGACGACUGGAACAGGAUCAGGAUGCCGUAGUGACCACGCUGUAGCAUAAUGAAGCUUUUAGCCGUCUGUGUGCGCACGCGCGCGUCCCCGUGGGACUCGGCAGACUCGCUAAUGUCUGAAAUUCAGACGCCUUGCCUCGCUCUUUAACUUAUUUUGACUUUGAUUUGAAAGCGACUGCAGCCUCGCAGGAUGCAAGCGCUUUGUGACGCUGGGCGCAAUCUUCCACGUCAAAUAAAAUGUCACCUUGUUCAUCUUUUGUGUUUUGUUUUUUUUUUCCCAAUCAAGACCAAAAACAACAAAAUGCAUGAAAAAUAUCAUCUUUUAUUACAAACGCCCCCUCUCUCCCACACACACGCAUUUGUUAAAAAUUGUUACUGAACAGUGAAAAAUGCAGGUUGUACAUUUCAAUGCAUAGUUUCAUACAUAGAAACUGAAUAGUGAGAUGCUAUUUUCCAGAGUCAAAUCCAGGAAAAGCAUAUUUAAAGGAAAAGUGCACUUUUUGGGGGAAUUUUGCCCCAUCAUCCACAAUCCCUCUGUGAGACAUGAACACACACGGCUCUUUUCUGUACGUUGUAAAAAUCUAAAAACAGAUACAAAGAGGCAAGUAAGGCUACAUUUGCACUUUUUUGCUUACAUGUGACCUGUAUCUCAUUUUUUCAUGUCAGUGUGAACAGUACAACUCUGAUUGUUAUCAAUGCAAUAGGUAUCCCAUCUUCUGCAGUCUGAAGAGUCAGGUUGCAUAUUUACAGUACGACAUAUACGUCAUCGAAAGGCGUGAUUUACCGUGCAAGGCUUGGAUAAAAGGUACUCACCUUCUUCUUGUCAGAUGAAAAAUAAACAAGUUCUACACAAACUGCCAUAGCCAAAAUUCUUGCCCUCUUUCUUCUUAAUCUCCUGCAUGGAAUCAUUCAGUAAUGUGAACGUAAAAAAAGCAGAUUUUAACAAAAAAUCCGAAUUGGGCAUCAUACCUUGCAGUGUGUGCCAACGCAGGUAGAAGAAUAUCAGCAAGCAUAGCCAAAAGAAUAUUAGCAAAUGUGGCCAAAUGAUCAGCAAAUGUAGCCAAAAAUACAUCAGCAAACGUAGCUAGAAGAAUAUCAGUGAACACAGAAUAAUAUCAGCAAACACAGCCAAAAGAAUAUUCGCAAAGGUAGCUAAAUUGUCAGUAAAUGAGCCAAAAGCGUAUCAGCAAACAUAACUAGAACAAUAUCAGCAAACCGAUCCAGAAGAAUAUCAGUGAAGAUAGAAGAAUAUCAGCAAACAUAGCCAAAAGAAUAUUCACAAAUGUAGCAAAGAGUAUCAGCGAACGUAGCUAGAAGAAUAUCGGCAAACAUAGCCAAAAGAAUAUUCACAAAUGUAGCCAAGAGUAUCAGCGAACGUAGCUAGAAGAAUAUAAACAAAUGUAGCCCAAAAAGUAUCUGCAAGCAUAGUUAGAACAAUAUCAGCAAAACAUAGCCAAAUAAUAUCAGCAAACGUGACCAGACAAGAUGCACCUACUCCGCCUAGAAUGUGAGCUGCAUAUUAACCAAGCUACAGCGACAUUAUUAUUAUUAUUAUUAUGAACAUUGUUAUGCCCAAGAACUACGUUACUGGCGUAGUGACGCCUCGCCACACCACACGGGCCAGCUUCUAGCCGGCUAGCUUCACCACACGCCCGCUCACAAAGCCUCAGGCCACUAGCCAAAGGUAACGCUACAUAUCGGAGCUGCCGGCACUGCUGCUGUGUUUUUGUUUUGACGCUAGGUGUAGCGUUCCUUUCUAUGUUGCUAUGUGAACUCAACGCACCAAGGAAGGAAGUUCCCAAAAUAGUGUAAGUAUUCCAUGUUAUCAUGAAUGUAGCUGUUACUACCUGCUCACAGCACGGAUAGAAAACCACUAAACCUUGUUGGAGGGGUUUUAAUAGCAGCCUUUCUAUGUGGAAUAGGUGUGUUCCAUUACCCGCAUUAAUUACCUGUUACCUGUUUUUAUAUCUUUAGAACUCACAGAAAAGAAAGACAUAAGGACUGGAUGGUGGGCAAAAUCCCCUCCCCCCAAAAAAGUGCACUUUUCCUUUGACUUUUUAAAUAGUAAAGCGGAAAGAAGAAAAAGCGUUUGUCCGGAGUACAACGCAAUCAUUGCAGUCAAGGAUUCUCCUGGAAGCGACAACAAAAGGGAAGGUUCUGUAUUGCAGUGUCGAGUGGAAAAGAUGUACAAAACGUGUUUGCUUUGGAAUAUUCACAAUGUUUAAUUACAAGACAAAUGAUUUAAGGCGACGUGAGCUGUACAAUCACAAAGAAUUAGCCCUUAAGGGAGAAGAUGUCAGAAAGCAGAACAGGUCGCGCGGUCAAACGCUUCAGAAGUCGACGGCAAUGAGAUGAAAACAAAAUCAAGUCGGGGUCGCCCAUCGCCUGCAGACCAGCCUGUAAACAAAACACCUCGCUGGAAAUCACUCCUCAAUUACUUUUUUGUUUUGUCAUCUCGCAAACCCCGAUUGGUCACAUUUAUUGAAUGAUCGGAAAAGAUUUCAAUCAUUUUGGCUAAAAAGCUUUAAAAAAAAAGAGAACAAUUUGGUAUUUGAGUUAUUUUCGGGGAUGUUUUGAAGCGUUACUUUCCUUUGGUGGGCGAGGCAAGUUUUUUUUGUUUUUUUAGGUAGAGAUGGUCACUUGGUCGAGGCUGGGGGUGGGUGGUCUCUGCUCAUCUUCAUAGUCGUGGUCGUCUGCUUUCAGGAGCGGGGAGAGGUCUGUGUCUCCCCCCGCCUCCUCCCGCCGGGCAAGCUGUCAGUCGCGGUGGGCGGGGCCAGGUGGCGUGAUGCUGAAGACUCGGAUGUGCAGGUGGGCGGCGAUCUGGAGGCACACGCCCGUGCAAUAGCGCACCAAGUCCACAAGGGAGAGCACCUGAGGAGAGAAGGAACAAGUUACCUUACUGCCGUGCUAUUAUUUUGAAGGCCUGACUUUAUCAACUCAUCCUACGACCCACUUUUAGAGUAAAAAUGAGCUGCAGAACACGUGCAUGUUUUUCAACAAAAAUACGCUCAAUUACAAGUGCAGAAUGCAUCUCAGAGCACAAAAUAACAGUUCAUACUUGUAUGUACCAAGGAAGAAGAUGCAAAAUAUUUGGAUUUUAAAAUAAAAAAUACACUUCAGAAUAUCUAAAAAUUACAUUAAAAUAUUUACUGUAAUUUUCUAAUGCAUAUUACAUUAAAAUAUUUAAUGUUUCUCAUAGUCGGGGUAUAUUUUAUUUU
This is a messenger RNA of Dunckerocampus dactyliophorus (ringed pipefish), 8712 nucleotides long. Its product is annotated as N-acetylglucosamine-1-phosphotransferase subunits alpha/beta-like. The transcript has 21 exons. Gene Ontology annotation, molecular function: calcium ion binding; UDP-N-acetylglucosamine-lysosomal-enzyme N-acetylglucosaminephosphotransferase activity. The record is from RefSeq and is a predicted model, not a curated record. Gene Ontology annotation, biological process: N-glycan processing to lysosome; carbohydrate phosphorylation. NCBI's taxonomy places the organism in Eukaryota, Metazoa, Chordata, Actinopteri, Syngnathiformes, Syngnathidae. Gene Ontology annotation, cellular component: Golgi apparatus. The coding region runs from base 108 to 3713 and encodes 1201 amino acids.